AUGUACGAGGGCAGCAGGCCAAGGCAGGAGCGCUUCACCUCACACCUGCUCCUCACCAACGACGAGAUACGUAUCAAGGAGGCAAAUAUUGAGCAGUUCAGGCGGCAGCGCUACCAGGCGGCCUUUGGUAUCGAAUCCUGGCACGACCACACGUUCUACACGAAGUCGGUCCCGCUCUCCUACCGCGAAGCGGAAGCGCUGAGCAGGUACCACUACUCCCUCAGCCCCAACCGCGUCUCCGAGCCCCUCUCCGACGAGGACAAGAAGCUGGUGAAAGAGCUGGAGGAGCGGCUCGAUGAGGCGAUCAAGGGCGACGGGAGGCUGGCCCACGGGGCGUUCAUCAAGCUCGACACGCGCAGCCCCAAGGACGUGGUAUUGUACGACUUUGAGAACCAGCAGGUGAAGGACCUGGUGAAGGCGGAAUUGGAGGAGCUGUACCGCAACAAGAGGAAGCAGCAAGCCGGUGGCAAGGAAGCGGCCGAAGAGGAUCUCGUCCUUUCUCCUUCGGGCAAGAUUAGUGUGUCGAGAGCGGAGCGCGAUGACAAUGAGGAGACGAGCACCUUCGUGGUGGCGACGAGCCGAGCGAUGAAGAUCACGAGCGGGAGCGAGGCCCUCUACCUGCUGGCCAAGAGCGACCGCAUCAGCGAGGACCUCAACAAGAUCCUGCCCUACGGCGAGCAGCACUUCGACCUCAACCUCAUCCUCCGCGAGUGGCGCGACGAAGUCAUCGAACGACCCCAGUACGAGUUCCGGGCGUUCGUGCACCAAAACCAGCUGAACGCCAUGUCGCAGUACUUCUGCUUUUGUAAAUACGAUGACCUGAUCGCGCGGGAGGAAGAGGUGAAGCGGACCAUCCUCGACUUCCACGAGAGCAUCAAGGACAAGAUCUCUCACUCGAGCUACGUGAUCGACUUCUACCUCACCAGGGACAACCGAGUGCUCAUCAUCGAGCUCAACCCCUUCCACAACGGCGCUGGCGCGGCGCUGUUCAGUUGGGCGAGGGACAGGGAGCGGUUCAUGCACGGCCCGUUCGAGCUGCGCAUCACCAAGGAGCUCAAGGAGAGCCCCAAGGAGAUCCUACCGCCCUUCUGGGUCCGCUUCAUCGACUCCUGCUUCGACCACCCCGACGACGCUCCGGCCACGCCCGCCGCCUCCGCCAAGCAGAACACCGAGAGCAGCUGCGUCCUGUGCUGA
Messenger RNA from Acanthamoeba castellanii str. Neff, 1194 nucleotides. RefSeq lists its product as uncharacterized. The record is from RefSeq and is a predicted model, not a curated record. NCBI's taxonomy places the organism in Eukaryota, Discosea, Longamoebia, Acanthamoebidae. The transcript is spliced from 10 exons. Gene Ontology annotation, cellular component: cytoplasm. The coding region runs from base 1 to 1194 and encodes 397 amino acids.